AUGGCCAGCCUCGAGCGCUUGCUGGAGACGACGACCGAUGACAUUGAGGCCGUCGAGGCGCACCUCGCGCGCAUAGACAUGGCCGAGAUUGAGGGCCUCAUGCGCGGCCUGCCACAGCACGAGCACGACGACGCCGCCAUGGCCUUUGUCCGCCUCGUGCUCGGUUGCCCCAUCGAGGGCCAGUCCCUUGCCUCGGCGGCGUACGAACAGGCGAUGCCGCGUCGACGCUGCGUCGUCGACUUGCUUCUCUCGAUGGUCCUCGAGAAGAAGUUGCACUACAAGUGGGUCAACGAACUCUCAAUGGCCUUCAUGGUCCUCGUCGACGAGCUGCGAGACGACGCCGACGCAACUCGCAGCGUCAUGAACGAGAUUCAAAGCGUGCUUCAAGCCAUUCUCGCCUUGCUCCAUGCUGCGCUGAACAAUUUCUCAGCCGUGGACGCAAGGAGCUUCCAAUCGAUCCUCGAUAGCGUGCCGUACCUCGUCUCGUUGUUGCCGCCUUCGUCCGACACCUCCAUCCUCGUGGAACAGUUGCUUCAACUGCCGUGGGCCGCACCAACCUUGCACCUCGUACUGGGCUUUGCCCGAGGCUGUACGUUCUUAACGCGCGCGCACCACCACAAACUGCAGACGCUCGUGCGAACUACGCUGCCGUCUCUCUCGUCCCAGCUCGCCUUUGGCUUUUGGGACGACUCGGUCCGUGCGUGCUACGAGCUCAGUGAUGCGCACGACGAUCUGAUGUGGAUCAGCCUCUCACGCGAGAUGCUCGCAUUUGCUCCACCGUCGCUGGAGCGCGACCUCGACUACCUUUUCCAAACGCUGUUUCAGUACUCGCCCGUCUACGUCCAGCGCUUCCACAAGGUCCUGCGGUCGUCCAGCGCCGCGUGGACGCCGCUCGAUGUGCUUGUCGUGCUGCACGCCAUGCACGCGACCCAGCCGCUCUUCAAGCUCUCGAUUGCCAAGCCCGAGUCGGAGCACAAGCAGCUCCAGAAGACGCUGCAACGGCACUUGGAAGCAACCGCGGUCCUCGACAUUCGCCCGCUCUUGCGCUUCUCGAAACACUGGAAAGCACUCGUGCUGCUCGACGCUGCUGUCGCGUGGCUACCGACGUCGGCCGCGAUCGCGCACCACACCUUUCUGAUUGUCUUUACCGACGUGCCCGAGCUCCGCACCGAGGUCGUCAACCUGCUCCUCUCGGCGAUCGAUGCGACGGACCAAGCGCUGCAUGUUUUGGAGAAGCUCGCCAUGGACCAGACGCAGCUCCUCGCGACGGUCGCCCACCAGCUCCAAGACCGGGUGGCCCACCUCUUUUCGACGUCCGUGUCCUGUGGCACGCGCUUGCUGCAUUCGCUUCUUCCGCUGACCGCUUCGUCGGCCUUUGAGAGUUUUGUAAUGGUCUUUCUGCGCAAGCAGCUCGUGGCCCCAUUGCCAGCCAACCAAAUGGCGGCCAUAACACUGUGGUGCGAUCUCUUGCAGCGGCCGACGCUAUCGUCGCGUCAGCAAGAAGACAUUUUCACGUGCUUUCACGAUGUGCUCCACAUGCCGAGCGCGGAGCUCAAGCGCCAUCUCCUCGAGCGACUGCCCGCGCUCCUUGCAUCCACGUCGGUGGCGCCGCCGGCACACAUUGAGGCGGCGUGUCGGCGCAAUCUGGCAUGUUUCGUCGACUUUACACCGCCAAAUGCGCCGACGCUGCAGAGUGCCAUUGACGCCGACGCGGCACCGGUCUUCGCCCUCUUGCUCGACGUCCUGCCGCGUCUCAGCCCCGAGGCCGCCGCGUACGUAGACGCGCUCCGCCGCGCGCUGGGACAGCUCGUCUCAAGUGCGCACUGCAUCGCCUACUUGAAUCAGCCGCCAACGGCAUCGAGUGCGGUUCGCGCGGCCGUCUACGCCACGUGCUGCGAUGUCGCGCACAGCGUUGAUGUCGCGCGGCUGCAGUGCACGCUUCGGCGCGUGCACGGGUCGCUGCCCCAGGGCCAGCUACUUGGCGCCCUCGACGCCUCGAGCUGCUGCCUGCAGCACACAAUGCUCGGACUCGUCGCGCUCGAGAAGCAGUCGACGCACUUGAGCGUCGACGACGUGGCCGUGGCCGUAAGAAGUACCGUGCGCUUGUACCCCGAGCUCGUCCAGGGCCAAGGCAGCAUUCCGCUUCUCCAUGACGACAAUGACAAUGACCAAGUGGAUCUUGUGGCUACGUGUCGCCUCAAGCCGCUGAAAACGUACAAGUUGUCGGACGUCUUGGGCGCGAUCUUGCGGCUCUGGGUCGCGCUCGCCAAGACAAACGCGCACUUUGACUACCGCGCCUUUCUCGCCUGCUGGCACGUCGAUGCAUGGGAGCCUGUGCUCGCAGCCUUUCACGAGCAGCUCACGCACCUCUUAAGUGGGUCGUCGCACGUCUACCUCGCGCUCAUCCUCGUCGAGUGGCUCAAGCUCGUGCACGCCCAGCUGUCGCCGUCGAGCCAUGUCGAUGUCGCCGACGCCAUGUACCUGCUGCUCUGCGAGAACGCAGUGGCCUCGCCCAACCUCCUCCGCGCGGUCUUGAGCAUGAGCUUUCCCAGCAAUGUGCCGCUCGAGCGCCUCAUCGCCGUGCUCCGGGAGGCGCAGGCACCGGACGCCGACGACCGCAUCUCGACGGCGCCAACGGCCAAGCACAAGCGGCUGCGGCCCGCUGUGACACACCCGCUCCUCGUCUCCGAGACAACGCGCGCAACCGCGUAUGUACUCGCCAUGAAGCACGUCGAGGGCGCCCUGCACAGUUGGUACGCGCAGCUGAGCUCCAACGGGUCGCCGUCCACGCCGUGGGCCAACGUGCACGCGAUGCUCCUGGAGGCGUUUGUGGCGCCGCGCCUCUCGUGGAAGGCGGCUGGUGGCGUCCUCGACAGCGUCCUUCGCAUUGGCAAGUGCGUCCUACCGGCGAUCCACGGCGGCUCGGCCAUCGUCGCCAUCAUCCGUGACCUUGUCCUGCUACAAUUGACGCUCGUCAAGGCGUGGCAGCUCUACGCCUCGGCGACGGUGGACAUGACAACCAAGAUGGACGUCUUCUUGCUCGAAGCCACCUCGACGCUCGGGUCGGCUCUCAAAAAGAAGCACGCGUUGGCGCCCGACGACCGGUCGAUCGUCGAGGACCUCACCCAGCGCAUCAUGCAACACGUGCAGUCCAUGUCCGAGAUGACCAAGAAGCAGACAACGCAGCUUCGGCAGCAAGCGCAGGAGCUGCGGACAGCGACCAAGCAGCGACGGAAGCAUCGACUGCGCAGUCGACACGAGUACAUUGACGAGUGUCUCCGCGAAGAAGGCGGCGACGACGCUUUUGCGGACCUCGAAGACUUUAUUGCCUAAGCGUACACGCGGUUGUUCAAGG
Messenger RNA from Saprolegnia parasitica CBS 223.65, 3355 nucleotides. RefSeq lists its product as hypothetical. The transcript is spliced from 7 exons. NCBI's taxonomy places the organism in Eukaryota, Oomycota, Saprolegniomycetes, Saprolegniales, Saprolegniaceae. The record is from RefSeq and is a predicted model, not a curated record. Bases 1 to 3333 code for a protein of 1110 amino acids.